AUGGCACCACAGAAGAAUGCUGCUUUUGCAGAGGAAAGCGCUGAGGUACAAGUUCUACUUGCCUCGUUGACCAAGACCAAAGAUUUGACCAAACGUAUCGGAGCAAGUCUCACGCGCCUCGAUGCAAGCGGGAAGAUCGUCAAAGACGCUAUCGGACCUAUCUAUAAUAACACUCAACAGCUCCAAGUUACGAGCCGAAAUAUAGACAGGGUGAACGAGCAGAUCGAAAAGCUGCGAAAACCACUGGACGCCAAAGGAAGGGAGGAGAAUAUCAUUCGUGCUGGCCCUAGGAACUCAGGUCUUAACCAAUACUUGGGUGCUCUGAAAAGGGUUGACAGAGCACUUUCCGACCUGACAGCCUCGAACUUGAGAUCAAACCAGCAAACCAUAUCUGAGUUCCAUGGACUUUUAUCAACUGGUGUCAAUCAGCUACUGGAGCUAUAUCGAUCGUCAUUGGCAGAUGGAGAAAAUUCGAUAGAGCCUUUGCAUUUUCUGACCAAAAGCCUAAAUUUCCCAACUUUGAGCAAUGAAAAGACGACCUAUCUCAGCGAAGUUGCUAACGCUAUCGUAUCUGCAAGCGUUCAGUCAGCAAAGCUGGGACAACGCGAUGAGGAUCAAGGCGUGAAGAUCUAUGUGGAACUUAGAGGAGAAUACCUGCACCAAAGUCUACAGAAUCUUGCUACCGCCUCUAUAAGCACUGCAAAGAGGGCACCGAAUGAUCCAACUGUCUACAAGCGUGGCACUAAUGCCAUUAGCACCUACUCGCAGUGUCUCGAGAAUAUGUUCUUGGCUGAAUAUGCGAACAUUACAAGAAUUUUCAAAGGCGAAACUGUCGGGCGUGUUUUCGCAGCCACUUGUUCCAAGUGUCUCAAUGACUUGAACAAGACUUUAUCUGAACUGAACGGCAUCAUACGUUCGCGUAUACUUACCGACUGCUUUCUUGCCUACGAGAUCAUUGAUAUAAUCACACCGCUUUCCUAUCGUAUUGAAAAACAGACAGGUCAACUACGACUACAGAUCUCUGAAAUGCUCAGACCUGUCAGGGAUACUGCGCGCUCAUCUUUGACCGAGAUACUUUCGCGAACCAGGACUCAAGCCGAGACAACUACCACCCUUCCACCAGAUGGUAAUACAAUCCCACUCGUCCACGAAACCGCCGCUCGUAUCCUUACACUCUGCCAAUUCGACAAACCUUUGAUACAUCUAUUAACAAGCAUCGGAGACGGUGGCUGGCGAAACAACGCACCCAGUAACGUAUCCGCCAACUCCCUCGGUGCAGGUAGCAACACCACUCCUCAAUCCUCCACACUCAAUCUAGCAGACCCAUCAGACAGCAACCCAGCCAUCCUAUCAAACUACCUGGGCGACCUCAUAGACCUCCUCCUAACCACCCUAACCACCCGCUCACAAACCCUCCACAGAACAAAACCCCUCCAAGCAGUCUUCAUCCUCAACAGCAUCGCCGUCCUUUCAACAACAAUAAACUCCAACCCCGAAGUCCAACCCUACCUCUCCUCCUCCCGCCUCGACUCCCAACGCAAAACCGCCUCAAACUUGUACCUGACCGCCUGGCGCGAACCCUCCGCCCACCUCCUCGACACAAUCAACACGACCGCCUCCCGUCCCCUCUCAGGCAGCCAAUCCGCCCUCGACAGCCAAGCAAUCAUCAAAUCCCUCGGGUCAAAGGACAAAGACAAGAUCAAAGAGAAGUUCCGCUCUUUCAAUACCUCGUUCGAUGAGCAGGUGGCGCGACAUAAAUCGUUUGCCAUGGAGAGGGAGGUCCGGGCUAUAUUACAGCGGGAAGUCCAGUCGACGAUUGAGCCGUUGUACGGCAGGUUCUGGGAUAGGUAUCAUGAGCUGGAUAAGGGGAAGGGCAAGACGGUCAAGUAUUCGAAGGCGGAGCUUGCGACUGUGAUUGCAAGUCUGUAG
Lithohypha guttulata is the source of this 1929-nucleotide messenger RNA. RefSeq names its product exocyst complex component exo70 (gene EXO70). Gene Ontology annotation, biological process: exocytosis. The coding region runs from base 1 to 1929 and encodes 642 amino acids. NCBI's taxonomy places the organism in Eukaryota, Fungi, Ascomycota, Eurotiomycetes, Chaetothyriales, Trichomeriaceae. Gene Ontology annotation, molecular function: phosphatidylinositol-4,5-bisphosphate binding. The record is from RefSeq and is a predicted model, not a curated record. The transcript has a single exon. Gene Ontology annotation, cellular component: exocyst.